AAGACGAAAUCUAUACCACUGCAGUUAUCAAUUGUCGGCUCCGGUCACCCGACACGUAAAAUAUAAGUCGAGUUCGUUGAGUUAAUCGUCUUUUGUUUUAUUUAGAUUCAUAAAUUUCGUUUUUCUUAAUUAGAAUUACUAUGUGUUUUUAGUCCUAUAUACUUAAAGUUAAAGUUAUGUUAAACAUUGUGAUGGCUGACUAAGAAAAUCUUCAAUAAUUUUGUCAGUCGGAUAUCAUUUGAAUAGUCAAAAAUGUAUGGCCAGUAUAGAUAAAACAAUAACAUGGAACAGGUAAGUACAGUACGCGGUGAUGACGAGACGGCAGUUAGGCGUAAAUCAUUGGGUCGUCUCAAAGACAUGACGAUAACUUGGGAAUCGGAUACUCUAAACAACAAAUAUUCUCGCAACGACGACACUGAAUCGCGAUGCCCUACAGCUCAAAUUAACAUCGACGGUUCAAGAUCGCCCAUAACGGAAGUAGAUCUUAGACCUAAACAGCUAGCUAUGUCAACAAUGGAAAUGGAGAGCAUGAAGGAACGAGAGAGAGCGACCAAGUUACGAAAAUGUGCCCAGCACCUAGAGCUCGAGAGCGUUAACGGAAAAUACUCAAGAGAUAACUUCAAAAGAGGAAUACUUAAUAAGGAAGUUUUGUCCAUACUAUUCCAUUUAUUCGACGAAGACGACGAAAAAGUACUACAACAAGAGAAAUGGAUUCAGUCGUUAAAAGAAAGAUUAAUCAGGGAAGAAAAACAAGGGGAUUUAGCAGAACAGUUAGAAAGUGUAGCUUAUGUUCUUUGUGGAGAUCAAGCAAUAAAUCUAUCAAAAUUUAAUCAAAUUUUUCAAGCAAAAGGUAUUGUUGAAAAGUUAUUCAGACUUAUUGACAAAGAUUCAGACGGAAUAAUUACACCGACACAAAUCAUGGAAUUAUUAUCUACCAUUACGUAUUCUUCUAGAGUAAGAUCGGGAUUUGAUAGCGAAAACUUGAAGUGGCUCGAACAAUUAUUUCGUCAAACCGUUGGCAAUGAAAUGGAAAUAAAACGGGACGAUUUUAAUAAAAUUUUGAUUACAAAAAAUCCUUUUUUUACGGAACGUGUAUUUCAAAUAUUUGACAAAGAUAAUUCUGGAACAAUAUCAUUGCAUGAGUUUCUCGACGCUAUGCACCAGUUUGCAGGUCAAUCACCAGAUGAUAAAAUUCGAUUUCUAUUUAAAGUUUAUGACUUGGAUGGCGAUGGUCUUAUACAGCAUCGUGAACUUCAACAUGUUAUGCGUGCUUGUAUGGAAGAAAAUGGUAUGCGUUUUUCUGAAGAUCAGGUAGAAGACUUAACGAUGGCAUUAUUUGAAGAUGCAGACAGCGAAUCACGUGGUGCUAUUACUUAUGAAGCUCUAAAGAAUCAAUUACAAAAACAUAAUGGACUUUUGGAAAACCUAUCAAUUAGCAUUGAUCGUUGGUUGGUCCCACCAAAACCUAAACAGCAACCAGCUUCUGUUAUGGGAAAAUUAACUGCAUUAAGGCCAUAUCAGCUCUCAUUGCCUUACAUGCGAAAUAACUACGUUUAUUUGAUAUUUUUAAAUGUAUAUAUACUAAUAAAUAUAAUUUUAUUUGGAUCCAGAAUUUAUCAGUACAGAAACGCUAAUAUAUACACAAUAUUAGCUAGAGCAUGUGGUCAGUGUUUAAAUUUCAAUUGUACUUUUGUUCUCGUGCUAAUGUUAAGACAUAGCAUAACAUUUUUAAGGACUCGUGGUUUGUCUUCUUUUUUGCCUCUAGAUCAACAUAUAUAUUUACACAAAAUCACAGGAUUUUUCAUAUUUGGUUAUAGUUUACUUCAUACGCUAAUGCAUCUCAUUAAUUUUAGUACUGUUAUUAUAUACGACUCUAAUUUGAAUUACGAAGGGUUUACUGUUUCGGAAUGGCUGUUUACAACCGAUCCUGAAAUGUUCGGUCUUAUUGAUGGAUAUGCCAACCCCACUGGUGUGCUACUUAUUAUAAUAUUAUUCGUCAUGUUUAUUUGCUCACAACCGUUUGUGCGUAGGGGAGGUUCAUUCGAAGUAUUUUAUUGGACACAUCUUUUAUACGUACCUUUUUUCUUACUAUUGAUAAUUCACUGUCCAAACUUUUGGAAGUGGUUUAUUAUUCCUGGAUUUAUAUAUCUCUGUGAGCGUUUUUAUCGUUUUUCUUUAAUGCGCUCUGAACACGGGAAAACAUAUAUAAGUUCUGGAUUGCUAUUACCAUCAAAGGUCACACAUUUGGUAAUUAAAAGGCCACCGCAUUUUGAUUUUCACCCGGGUGAUUACGUUUUUGUCAAUAUACCAGUUAUAGCUAAAUAUGAAUGGCAUCCAUUUACGAUCAGUAGUGCUCCAGAACAAGAGGACUAUAUGUGGCUCCACAUUAGAGGAGUAGGAGAAUGGACAAAUAGACUGUAUUCAUACUUUGAGGAAGAACAACAAAAAUUGCAUUUAAUGAAUGAACCCGAGUCGGAUAACGAUAACUCAUCGUCUAUCGGAUCUGUAGAACAGUCUAAAAUAAAAAAAUUACAAACUACAUUGCAAAGAACAUUUUCCGGGAGAAAUAUAGAAGAGCCGGUAAAAGGAAAAUUUAAAAGAGGAGGGGAUUUCAGUUACACUAAUCAAAGUUUUAGUAGUUUACCAGAAGAUUUUCAAAUAAGAGGAUCAGAUUCUGAAACUACACCCACGACAAUAACUAAAGUUGAUUCAAGAAAAUCUGUAAAGAAGACGCAAAAUGCUAAUCUUCAUAAAUUGGUAUUAAUUAAUAAAGCCCCUUUGUCAAAAUCAUUGUCCAUGCCCGAUAUAGAUAAUCGAAUUAAGAAGAGAGAACGGCUACUAGCUUUGCGUACUUAUAUGCGCUCAGAAUCAGAAAAAAGUUUUGAUGAAUGUCAAAUGAAAAGAGCUAGAUUGCAAUCUUUGGGUAUUGCCUACUUGAGUCCUCAAAAUAAGUCGUUAGCUCAAAGUUUUAGAUACAUGAGACAUAAACCUACAAUAAUAGCUUUUAAAACGCCCAGUUUAGAGAACUGCGAGACUAAAGUCUCAUCGUACAGUAUUACUAUUGAAAAUUCGUCAAAUAUUGGCAGUAUGGAAUUCGUGACCAAUGAAAGUAAAUCAAACGAAAGGUCGGAUAAAGACGACAGCAGCAGAUCACAAAUAAAUUAUCCCGUUGGCAAACCAUUAGAAAUUUAUUUAGUCGGUCCGUACGGUGCGCCAUCCAGUCAUUUAUUCAGAGCUCAACACGCAGUGAUGAUAGCUACGGGCAUAGGCGUCACACCAUUUGCAUCGAUUUUACAAUCGAUCAUGCAUAGAUACUGGAAGGCGCGACAUACGUGUCCUAAGUGUAAAUAUACUUGGGCUAGUGAAAUACCACCUACUGUGAUGCAUCUCAGAAAAGUGGAUUUCUUUUGGAUUAAUCGCGAUCAAAGAUCCUUCGAAUGGUUCGUGAACUUACUUUCGCAGCUAGAAAUAGAACAAGCCGAGCUUGGUGGUGCUAUGGAAAGAUUUUUAGAGAUGCAUAUGUAUAUAACUUCAGCAUUACAAAAAACUGACAUGAAAGCUGUAGGAUUGCAAUUGGCAUUAGAUUUGUUACACGAAAAGGAAAAACGAGAUUUAAUCACUGGUUUAAAGACUCGGACAAAUGCAGGACGACCAAAUUGGGACAAAGUUUUUAAACAACUAUUGGAUCAGAAAAAAGGAAAGAUCACAGUGUUUUAUUGUGGUCCGCCUCAAUUGGGUAGACUAUUAAGAGUAAAAUGUGAUCAAUUCGGAUUUGGUUUCCGAAAAGAAGUCUUUUAAAUAUUUUCUAAUAAAUUAGUAACAUGAUUAUGACUUUUUGUUAGUAAAAAUUAUACUGUUUAUAUUUUGUGUUAUCGUGUUUAUAAUCAGGUCAUGAUAGUUACCAAAUUGUAAAAGAAAAGACUGGAAUAGUAUUACCAAUAAUAAACACCAAUGUUACCAUGAUAAAAUAUAUUUAAAUAAAAUUAGAACAGUCAAACAAACUAAAUUACAUAAUUCUAAAAUAAUAGUGAUAAUUCUAAAGUUUAAUUUAGCAAGUAUCUAUUUGAAAUAACAAAUAUUUGAAUAUGAAAAUC
Daktulosphaira vitifoliae (grape phylloxera) is the source of this 4094-nucleotide messenger RNA. It is a transcript of the gene Nox, whose product is annotated as NADPH oxidase 5. Gene Ontology annotation, molecular function: superoxide-generating NAD(P)H oxidase activity; calcium ion binding. Gene Ontology annotation, cellular component: plasma membrane; NADPH oxidase complex. The record is from RefSeq and is a predicted model, not a curated record. Gene Ontology annotation, biological process: defense response; superoxide anion generation. Bases 283 to 3798 code for a protein of 1171 amino acids. The transcript has 20 exons. Lineage: Eukaryota; Metazoa; Arthropoda; Insecta; Hemiptera; Phylloxeridae.